AUGUGCAUUGUGCUAAUUUCUAGUUCCAACAGUAUCCCAAAGUUUAUUGAGUACGGAAUCAUAGAUAUUGAAGGAACUCUAAUAAAAGGCAACUUGAUCUGGUUGUCAAAGGAAAUCCCAGCAUGGAGUAGCACUGAGCUGCCUUGGAGCUUUUCAGGAGACUCAAAGAUGCAAAAAAUUAUUUUUGAAUAUUAUUCUUCAAGAGUGACCCAUUAUGUGAAACAAUGCAACUGGCUUCUCAGUAACUCAUUUCAUGAACUUGACUCACUGGCCUGCGAUUUAAUUCCUGGGAUCAAACCUGUUGGCCCAUUACUUUUGGGCAAUCAAUUAAGCAAUUAUGUUGGAAGCUUUUGGCCUCAGAAUUCAACUUGUCUAUGUUGGCUUGAUAAACAACCUGUGGGUUCAGUCAUUUAUGUUGCUUUUGGUAGCUUAGCAAUCUUCAGGCAGCAACAGUUUGAUGAACUAGCACUUGGUCUUGAACUCAUAGGCAAGCCAUUUUUGUGGGUUGUUGGAUCAGACAUAACAGAUGGAGCACUUGCUGAAUUCUUGCUUGUGUUUAGAACAAGACUAAAUGAUCGUGGAAUGAUUGUUGAAUGGGCACCUCAAGAGAAGGUGUUAGACCAUCCUUCUAUUGCAUGUUUUCUAAGCCAUUGUGGAUGGAAUUCAACCUUGGAGGGUAUAAGCAUGGGAGUCCGAUUUCUAUGUUGGCCUUUCUUUAUAGACCAAUUACAUAAUAGGUGUUACAUAUGUGAUGUUUGGAUGAUUGGUUUAGGGUUGACCCCAGAUGAAAAUGGGCUCAUCACGAGGCAUGAAAUCAAAACAAAAAUAGAAACACUGCUCUCUGAUGAUGGUAUAAAAACAAAUGCACUGAAGCUAAAGAAAAUGGCCAAAACGAGUGUAAUUGAAGGUGGAUCCUCUUUUAAGAAUUUCGAAAGCUUUAUUGAACAAUUAAAGCAUUAAGGAUGUUAUAAAGUGUUACUGUUAUAUUGUUUCUAAGUGUGUCCAAGCAUGUCCUUAUUGAAAUAUUAUUUUGAAUCGUGUUCCUAAAAAAUGAAGCUUUACAUUGAAAGAGAUAGUGUGCGUGUUCACCAACCUAUGUAAGGAUUUGAAUUUCCUUAAAUGGAUUGCAAAGUUAGCAUCA
Molecule: messenger RNA, 1141 nt
Organism: Quercus robur (English oak)
Lineage: Eukaryota; Viridiplantae; Streptophyta; Magnoliopsida; Fagales; Fagaceae
Product: UDP-glycosyltransferase 83A1-like
Exons: 4
Coding region: 1-960 (319 amino acids)
Molecular function (GO): UDP-glycosyltransferase activity
Source: RefSeq, a predicted model, not a curated record